Antechinus flavipes (yellow-footed antechinus) is the source of this 807-nucleotide messenger RNA. It is a transcript of the gene KLK12, whose product is annotated as kallikrein related peptidase 12. The transcript has 5 exons. The record is from RefSeq and is a predicted model, not a curated record. Lineage: Eukaryota; Metazoa; Chordata; Mammalia; Dasyuromorphia; Dasyuridae. Gene Ontology annotation, molecular function: serine-type endopeptidase activity. Gene Ontology annotation, biological process: proteolysis. The coding region runs from base 1 to 753 and encodes 250 amino acids.
AUGGAGCUCAGCUGCCUUCUGCUUCUGGGGCUGCUAGGAUUGAGCCAGCUCACUGACGUCACCGAUGGCUUUGCCACUCUCAAUGACACCACCUGCAUCCCCAACUCCCAGCCGUGGCAAGUGGGACUGUUUGAAGGCACGGAGCUUCUGUGUGGGGGUGUCUUAAUCGCCCCCCACUGGGUGCUCACAGCAGCCCACUGCAAUCGCAAGAGAUACUGGGUACGUCUUGGGGACCACAGCCUUCGGAAUGUGGACUGGACGGAGCAGAUCCGACUGACCGGGCGCUCCGUGACCCACCCCGGCUUCCGUGCCCAACCAGGCAGCCUCGACCAUGACCUGCGUCUCCUGUACCUCCCCUUCCCUGCCCGCGUCACACGCGCCGUUAAACCCCUGGCUCUGCCCACUGCUUGCAUCACACCUGGGACGCUGUGUCAAGUAUCUGGCUGGGCCAUAACCAGUUCCCUCAAAUACCCAGACAAACUUCAGUGUCUGUCCUUGAGAAUCACUCCAGAUGACAACUGCCAGACCGUGUUCCCCGGGAGGAUUACGGAGAAUAUGGUGUGUGCAGGAGGUGAUGCUGGGAAGGAUGCUUGUCAGGGGGACUCAGGAGGCCCACUGGUAUGUGACGGCGUCCUGCAAGGCCUGGUGUCAUGGGGUGCUGUGGGUCCCUGUAGCCAAUCAGGAAUCCCGGGAGUUUACACUAAGAUCUGCAAGUAUACAGACUGGUUAAGGGAGACAAUGAGGAGGAAAUGAACUGGUCUUUUCUGACCUUCAUCUCACCUUCUACUCCCACCCAUAAACCUUCUC